Impatiens glandulifera is the source of this 1572-nucleotide messenger RNA. Its product is annotated as pathogenesis-related genes transcriptional activator PTI6-like. The coding region runs from base 432 to 1409 and encodes 325 amino acids. The transcript has a single exon. Gene Ontology annotation, biological process: regulation of DNA-templated transcription. Gene Ontology annotation, molecular function: DNA binding; DNA-binding transcription factor activity. Lineage: Eukaryota; Viridiplantae; Streptophyta; Magnoliopsida; Ericales; Balsaminaceae. The record is from RefSeq and is a predicted model, not a curated record.
ACAAGACACAGAGACACAAUCUCUUUCUUUCUUUCUUUCUUCCCCUAUUGUUGUUGUUUCGAAAGAUAAUCUUCUGCUUUAGCGCCUUGUUCUCUGAAUUAGGUUUUGAGCUUUCCGGGCAGGCACUCUCCCCUUUGUCAAAAGCGUUCAUCUUCACCCCUUUUAACACCCCCUCCCUCCCUCCCUCCCUCCUUCUCCUUCUACUUUCGUUUUUUUCCGGUCAGCUUCUCUUUGACGGUUCUUUCUUUCUUUCUUUCUUUUCCACUUUAUUCUCUCCCCCCGUGUUUAUUCUCUCAAAGCAAUCUCCCUUUAUUAUCUUCACGCCCUCCCCCUCCCUAUUUCUCUCUCCAUCUUUCAUUCAAAUCCAAAUCCAAAUCCAAAUUCAAAUGCAAACAAUACCCACAAACUGAAAAUCCACAACCACAAACAACAUGGACAUGGACAUGGAUUUCAUACCAGUUAAAUUCACUCAACACAUAACCACCACCAAUAAAACAACAACUAAACUCAAGAAACAGAAAACCACCACCACCGACUACAACAACAACUCUCUUCCCAAGAUUAUACGGAUUUCCGUCACCGAUCCUGAAGCAACCGAUUCAGAAGAUGACGACGAUUCCCUCCAACCCACCUGCCGGAAAAGAGUCAAGAGGUACAUCAACGAAGUAUCAAUCAACCCACCUUCCAAAACCCGACGACCCACCGCCAGAAAUAGACAGCCCGUCAAAAAUCCUCUGCCGGCGGCAGGGAAUGUCAUCAAGAAAUUUCGGGGAGUUCGGCAACGGCCGUGGGGUAAAUGGGCGGCGGAGAUAAGGGAUCCGACUAAACGUGUCAGACUAUGGUUGGGUACCUACGACACUGCGGAAGAAGCUGCUAUGGUUUAUGAUAAUGCUGCUAUAAAGUUGAGAGGUCCUGAAGCAUUAACUAACUUUGUGCCGCCAAAGGAGAAGGAACAAAACAGAACCUCCUCUGUUUCAGGGGAGGCAUCGACGAUGUCAGAGGAGGAUAGGGUCAGCUUGUCGUCGCCGACUUCGGUGCUCCGGUUAAGUAACUUGGAGGCGGAGGGGCGGCGGUUGAAUAUUAUAAGUGAAGAAGAAAUUAAGAAUGAGAAGGAGGAAGAAAAAGAAAUGAGCUUGAAAACAACAGAUGAAUGUUGUUUAUGGGGGAAGGAGGAGGAUGAGGCUCUGUUCUCCGACGAUUUCUUUAAUUUGGGAUCUAAUCCAGAGUCAUCAAUGUUACUGUUUGAGGAUUCAAUGUUAAUGGACGAUGAUCAUCGUGGUGAUUACUAUCUGGGAGGAGAUCAUUUGGAUGAUACAACAACAAUGGAUAUUUGUGAUAUGGAAUCGUGGCGAGUUGAAGACUACUUUUUUGAUGAUUUCUUUACUUCUGAAGAACCUCUAAGUUUCUAGUAUUAUUAUGCAUUUUCUAUAAUUAUGUCAAAUUUUUGUCUAUGUUAAUUAGUUUAAUUAAGUCUUUGCUUUACUUUUUAGUUUGGUUUGAAGUGUCUCCGUUGAAGUUAACGGAAGUUUAAAUGUUCUAUGAGCCUGUACAAUAGAGAGUGAGAUCAUCUAC